AUGUCUUCGAAGGAAUCCAAUCCCUCAUCCCACGCGGAAGUGGAUACGUCGACCAAGUCGCCUCCCUUAACUAGGCACUUUCCCAAGCCGGCAUUCUACAUUUUGUACCAUAUCGUCGCUUCGUGCACCGUAUCUGAGGUGACUCUCAGAGUCUUAGUCGCAGACGAACGCUUCUGGACUGUCGCUUGGAACAUGGCAGAUCUCGCGUUAGGCAUCCUUGUAGUGAUGACAUUCCCACUGUCUCUUUCCCUUCCAAGCGAAUUUGUCACAGUUCACCUCACGGUUGCGGCAGCGUGCUUGCUGUUCAUACGUAUUGUGACGCACUUCCUGCGAUUUGUCCUUGCAAUGAGGAGUUACGCUACACUAUUGUCAACGAUAGACGCAGAGCGGCCUGGAGACGGAUUCGCAGGAGGCAUGUUGCAGCCGGAUCUUGAUGACUUCGACCUGAAGACGCUUCUCGCGGAGUUUGUCACAAACGUAUCGCAGCACGUCAGCAUUGCGACGAUCGCUGUUUCUGACAUGGCAGCAACGACAUUGCCUCUUGCUCAUGUUCGAGCUAGUGCUCCUAGGCGAAUGGGUUCUGAGGGCAAAUGUCCCGCCUUCUGUGAGAAUGGUUUCCUGGCAUUUACGGUGUCAGACCUUGGGAUAUUUGACGUCGUUUUCAUCAUCUUCAACGGGGUCGCAUUGAUUCUGCUCGGCGUCCUGGGCCGCCGCCCUAGAUUUGUGAUAGGUGUCCUUACAGCCUCGGUCGUUUUGGCCAGGAGCAUCAUUCAAUUGAUCCGUGCUUUGUAUGCACUCAUGCGCUCCAAUGCUUUGAUACCAGCUGCCGGAGCUAUUCGUCUUCCAUUCCUGUCGUCGAGUCCGGUAUCUCCUAGUGGUCCCUUCAAUGAACGCGCUGGACCUAUUGAUGACUGA
Gloeophyllum trabeum ATCC 11539 is the source of this 915-nucleotide messenger RNA. RefSeq lists its product as uncharacterized. NCBI's taxonomy places the organism in Eukaryota, Fungi, Basidiomycota, Agaricomycetes, Gloeophyllales, Gloeophyllaceae. The transcript has 7 exons. Bases 1 to 915 code for a protein of 304 amino acids. The record is from RefSeq and is a predicted model, not a curated record.